Molecule: messenger RNA, 288 nt
Organism: Sparassis crispa
Lineage: Eukaryota; Fungi; Basidiomycota; Agaricomycetes; Polyporales; Sparassidaceae
Exons: 1
Coding region: 1-288 (95 amino acids)
Source: RefSeq, a predicted model, not a curated record
AUGGAGCUCCAGGCAGCGUGGUCAGACAGCAUGGAGAAGGAGCUCAGGUCUUCGGCGGCAGAGGCGAUCGCUCAAGCGAGCAAGCUGGAGAUGGAAUUGGCGCUCGCCAAAGAGGAUUCGAUGGCGGUGGCGACGUCCGCUUUGGAUGAAGCGAAGAAGGUGGGGAAGGAGGUGGCGACAGCAAGAGAGGAAACCUCGCUGGUGGCGAAGUCUCUGGACGCAUUCCGAGAGAAGGUCGACUCCACCAUGGUCUUCACCGCCUUUCGCCCAGAUAGCCACAAUGUGUAG